AUGGUUUCUGACUCAGGAACCGUGGCUCUUGCCGUGACAAUCCCUGUUGCUUUUGUGUUGAUAGUUGUCAUUCUGGCUUACAGUUUCUCCCGCAAAAGUAUGAAAAAAGACGAUCAGAUGAUUCAAAAUAAGUUGGAGAAUAUUGACUUGGAAGCCGAUCUAACUUUUGAUAAUUAUCAACAAUUAGCCGGCCCUCAGUCGCCUUUAGAAAAAAAUCAUGGUUUCAAUACCACCAACGGAAACAAUGUCGACGCAGUUCCUCAAGCUCCAGCCGACUUGAAGAAAUCAAAAUCUCGUUAUAGAACUUAUAGCUACCAUCCAGCCAUGAGAGGCCAGAACGAUAUUAAUCUUAAUAGUCUCAAUCUCAAUAGCAACAAAGAACUGAAACCUGCACUGACUCCAGAAACUGAUUAUUCAUCAUCUACAAAUGCCACCAAUCCCAACUCAAAUACUCUUCCUCCUUCAUUUGUCAACCGCUCCAACUCAGACUUUGGCAACGGCUCUUCAAGUACUAUAGUCAAUGGAACUUUCCCACCACAUGUGAAGCGUAAUUCUGAACAGUUAUUGCAAAAUUAUUUUGAGGGUAUUGUACCGGUACUAGGAUCAGAAACCACCAAAGCACGCAACUCAAGUGAUGAUUCGCAAGUGCUAGUACCUCCUCCCCCUGCCGUUGUUAGAAGUGAUAGUGUUAACGACUCUAGAUCAUCCAGUAAAUCCAACUCGGAAUCGCAUACCGACGAUGGCAGUUCCGGUACAAAGAAACAGCUGAAAGCAAAAACAAUCUUCAAGAGACCUACCUCGUUUAUUGGAAAUUCAAAGAGUAGUGUUAUAAAGGAGAAUGCUAGUAGUUCAGAUGUCGGAUCGCAAAACUCUAAGGCCAAUAACGAUCAUAAUGAUAAAGUUAAUAGUGGUUUGAACAAAAAUAAUGUUGGAGAAAACUCCCUGGACUCAAUAAAUCAACAAUACUUCAUUCGCUCGUUGAAGAAAAAUGCCCGGGAGCUGCAUGAUUUCACUAUGCCUAUCCCAGGAAGUGCAAGAACUAGUCAUCUUAUCGAUAGAAAAUCUCCAUUAGCUUCUGUCGAAAUGAGAAAACUGGGUUCCCACGGAUCAUUCACAGACAAUUCAUCUAAGCAAGGCAGUAAUACCAAAUUGUCUAAAAUGGUCAACUACAAUUAUCAUUCUGGUCAUGCAAACGAUUCUUCUAAUGAUUUUUUGCCUCCAAGGCAUCCAGCAAUGCUUAAAACCAGAAACAAUAGUAUCUCCACGGAUAAUAGUGCUGGCCAUGUUGAACCAUCUGGAGACGCUGGGUUCUAUUUUGAAAGUGAGGCCGAAGCUAGUGAAUUAGAUUAUGGAAAGGAAAACAUAAAUAUGGAGCAAGGGUAUCCUGAUGUUGAAGUCUCUAAAGACCAAAAAAUCUCACCACCUAGCAAUUAUAGCCAAAGCGUGGCUAGUAACACCACUGGAACUACUGGUGGGAAUCCAUUUGAAGGUUAA
This is a messenger RNA of Saccharomycopsis crataegensis, 1494 nucleotides long. RefSeq lists its product as uncharacterized. The record is from RefSeq and is a predicted model, not a curated record. NCBI's taxonomy places the organism in Eukaryota, Fungi, Ascomycota, Saccharomycetes, Ascoideales, Saccharomycopsidaceae. Bases 1 to 1494 code for a protein of 497 amino acids. The transcript has a single exon.